Messenger RNA from Daphnia pulex (common water flea), 4229 nucleotides. Its product is annotated as probable aldehyde oxidase 2. The record is from RefSeq and is a predicted model, not a curated record. Bases 116 to 3955 code for a protein of 1279 amino acids. The transcript is spliced from 28 exons. Gene Ontology annotation, molecular function: FAD binding; 2 iron, 2 sulfur cluster binding; oxidoreductase activity. NCBI's taxonomy places the organism in Eukaryota, Metazoa, Arthropoda, Branchiopoda, Diplostraca, Daphniidae.
AUGGUGGCUUUGUUAUUAUUAUCAGUCGUAAUUUCCAUGUGGCUCUGACUUGACGUCUAGUUAAGUUUUGUCAUUGAGACUGUAUCAAAGAAAUAAAAAGUGCAAAUCAACCGCAAUGAAGGACAUUUCUACAAGUAUUGAUUUCACCAUCAACGGCAAGAAAUUUUCAGUCAAUCGGGAUGUGGACGCUGAUACAAAAUUAGUCGAUUUUCUUCGGCGAAAGGCUGUAUUAACUGGAACCAAAUGGAUGUGCAGGGAAGGAGGUUGUGGUGCUUGUGUUGUCACUUUGUCAAACAACGAUCCGCUAACCGGAAACAAGCAAUGUCGAGCUGUGAACUCAUGCUUGCUGCCUUUGCUGUCUUGCCAUGGCAGCGAAAUUACCACAGUUGAAGGAAUUGGAAAUAAGAAAGAUGGAUAUCAUCCAGUUCAGUCUCAAUUAGCGGAUAUGAAUGGAAGUCAGUGCGGCUAUUGCUCUCCUGGAAUGGUCAUGUCCAUGUACAGUUUGCUGCAAAAAAAUAGCGGAGCUGGAGUGACUAUGAAGGAAAUCGAAUCUUCUUUGGGCGGGAAUAUCUGCCGUUGCACCGGUUAUCGUCCCAUUAUGGACGCGUUCAAGACAUUUGCUAAAGAUGCGCCUCCAGAACUCAAAUCCCGGUGUGUUGAUUUGGAGGAUUUGGGGAAUGCAAUUUGUCCAAAAACGGGUUCCGCUUGCCAAGGACUUUGUGAAAGCAACGGACUUGCCAAAGUGGUUGACGGAGAAAUAUUCAAAAUGGGAAAUUGGUAUCGACCAGAAUCGCUGGAACAGCUGAUGGAGCUUCUAAGUUCUUUUGGCAGGGAAGUGAAAUAUCGUCUUGUUGCGGGAAACACUGGAACUGGUGUGUACAAAGAGGACGGACCGUAUGACGUUUACGUGGACAUCAACCGAAUUGGAGAUUUGUAUCAGGUUUCAAAAGAAUCCCCGCUAAUAAUUGGUGGUGGAAUCAACUUAACUGUUAUGCAAGAGACUUUAUCCUCUAUCGGAUCCACGAAUCCGGACUAUUGGUACGCAGUGACUCUUGCCGAACACAUAGAGAAAAUUGGCAGCGUUCCAGUUCGUAAUGCAGGAAGUAUUGCGGGGAAUUUGAUGAUGAAACACGGACAUCGUGAAUUUCCCUCUGACUUAUUCAUCGUUCUUGAAACUGUAGGGGCGAAAAUCACCAUCAUAAGCUGCAAAAGAGAAAUUCAGCAACUAACAUUAGAACAAUUCCUUGAGACGGACAUGAACGGCCAAAUCAUUUUAAAUGUGACACUUCCUCCAUUAUCAACGGAUCACAUUAUCAAAACUUUCAAAAUUAUGCCUCGUUCAUGUAAUGCGCAUGCAUACAUUAACGCUGGAUUUUGUGCGAAAAUUUCCCGCCAAGAGAAUAUUUGUAUCGUAGGGAAACCUACAAUUAUCUUUGGAGGAAUUCGUACUUCACUGGUACAUGCAAUCGAGACGGAGAAUUUCUUGGCCGAUAAAUUCUUAGAUGAUGAAAUGACGUUUCAAAAUGCGCUGAAGGUGUUCGAUCAAGAACUGUGUCCUGAAGAGCAUUUGUUGAAUCCGGACAGUGACUAUCUGAAGACCGUAGCACAAGGACUUUUUUACAAGUUUGUGUUGACUAUCAUUGGAGAUAAAGCAGCACCUGAAUUUCGGUCUGGCGCUCUGAAUUUGGAACGUAAAAUUAUGAGCGGCAAGCAGGACUAUGACAUUGAUUCAAAGGAAUGGCCUGUGAAUCAACCAACCAUCAAAGUUGAAGCAAGGGCGCAAUGCUCAGGUGAAGCCAAGUAUAUUGACGAUAUCCCAGUUUGCAGUGAUGAACUCUUUGGAGUUUUUGUUUUGAGUACCGUAGCUAAUUGUUACAUUGAUCAAAUAGACGCCUCAGACGCACUGAAAAUAGAUGGUGUUGUUGCUUUUCUUGAAGCGAAAAGCAUUAAGACAGGCAACUUGUUUGUGUUUGCCCAAGGAGCAUUUGAUAGUCAAAAUAACGAGGAGGUAUUCUGUUCUGGUAAAGUGUUGUAUGCUGGUCAAUCCCUUGGGUUAAUUGUAGCCAGCUCACAAAGUAUAGCAGCACGUGCGGCUAAAUUGGUCCGAAUUACUUACAAAGGCCAUCAAAAACCUGUUUUGACAAUUAAGGAAGCCAUGAAGGAUCCAGAGAGAACUACGAUUCAUGCUGCUUUUGGACCACCAAAUGUUUUCGACGCUGGUGACGUUCAAGAAGGUUUCUCUUUGUCUGAAACGGUGAUCGAAGGUGAAUUUGAAAUCGGUACUCAGUAUCACUUUUAUAUGGAGACCCUGGUUGCAGUGUGCAUUCCAGUCGAAGAUGGCAUGAAUAUUUAUUGUUCGACUCAAGACCAAGAUGCAGUGCAAAACGCUGUCGCUCGUUGCCUGAAACUCCACAAGGCCCAAGUGAAUGUGGAAACUCGACGAUUAGGUGGCUCGUAUGGCGGCAAAAUUUCGCGCUCCACACUUGUUGCCACUGCUUGUGCUAUAGCUGCGUAUGAACUUUCUAAACCUGUUCGAAUUUCGUUGGAUUUGGAUUCUAACAUGGCGCUCGUUGGAGGGCGCCUUCCUUACUAUUGCCAAUAUAAGGCUGGAACCGACAAGGAUGGGGUUAUACAAGCUGUGGAUAUGAAAAUAGUUAGCGAUUGCGGUGGAAAUUUCAAUGAGGGCACGGCUUUUUUCGCUGCUUCUUUCGCGAAAAAUUGUUACGCCGCAAAAUCCUGGAAGUUUACUCCGCUUUUGGCGAAAACAGAUACGCCAUCCAACACUUACUGUCGUGCUCCAGGAACCACACAAGGAAUUGCAAUAAUUGAAAAUUUAAUUGAGCAUUUGGCGAAAUUCCGCCAAGAGGAUCCUCUUGAAUUCCGUUUGAAAAAUCUGAAUACGAGCGGAAAUGAAGAGGCCAAUUCUAUGCGAAAAAUUAUUGAUGAAGUACGGCGCUCAUCCGAAUUUGACAAACGUCUUGGAGAGAUCAAAGAAUUCAACGCAAACAAUCGAUGGAAAAAGCGCGGAAUUAAUUUGCUUCCUAUGGUCUACCCUGUGGAAUCUUUUCCGUUUCGAUACAAUGUGCUGGUAGCUAUUCACCACGAAGGCGGAUCUGUUGCAGUGUCUCAUGGUGGCAUUGAAUGUGGUCAAGGCAUCAACACUAAAGUUACGCAAGUGGUAGCAAGAGAACUGGGCAUUGAUAUCUCGUUGAUUUCUGUGAAGCCAACUAAUACAUUAACCAAUACUAAUGGAUCUGUUACUGGAGGAAGUGUGACAAGCGAAAUGAAUUGCUAUGCUGCCAUGAAAGCGUGUCAGGAUUUAAAGAACAGAAUGCUACCCAUAAAAGAAAAAUUGCCGGAUGCUAGCUGGAAUGAACUCGUUGAACAGUGUUUCAACUCUAAUAUCGAUUUAACUGCUCGCCAUUACUAUACGUCGGAUGACAAAGUUAAAGGAUACAUCAUUCAUGGAGCUACCGUUUCAGAGGUGGAAAUUGACGUUUUGACAGGAGAAAAACUGCUUCGUCGAGUAGACAUUCUAGAAGAUGCUGGACAAAGCUUAAGCCCACUUAUUGAUAUUGGACAAAUAGAAGGAGCAUUUGUUAUGGGAGUUGGACUUUGGACUAGCGAAAAGAUUACGUACGAUCCCAAUACUGGACAGAAAUUAAGCCGUGGAACUUGGAAUUACAAGCCUCCAGUGAAUAGUGACAUACCAAUGGAUUUCCGUAUCACAAUGCUGAAGAAUGCGGCCCAUCCAAACGGAAUUUUACGUUCUAAAGCUACCGGUGAGCCUCCGUUAUGCAUGUCCGUCUCGGUGCUUUUCGCUUUGCGCAGCGCGGUUGAUGCUGCUCGAAGUGAUGCAGGCAAUCCAGGAUGGUAUCGAAUGGAUGGUCCUGCAACUAUCGACAAACUUCAUAAAAUGAUGUUGACUAAUUCCGCACAGUAUUUAUUCCGGUGAACAAAAAAGAGAAAGGUCCCUUAUAAAGCGCACUUUCUCUUUUAUCUUUACAAGUGCAAAUAUUACAAAAAGUUUCUUUUUGUAGUUCCUGUUAGCGUUUUUUCCCCAAGCUGUUGGCAUUUAGUUAUACUUUCAUAAGUGUUAUUAGCUUGGGUGAAAACUAGAUUUUUUGAAUUAAUUCUUUGCAUAUUCUCGCAUAAAAUGUGGUUAUUUUAUCUUCAUAUAGCUGCUGCCAAUAACUUUCACUUCAAAACAUAUGUACUCCUCAAAAGCA